AUGCAUAUGGACAUGGAUGGGAUCACAAUACACACGGCAGCAUGCUUUACCAUAGCAUUUUUGUUUCUCACCACAAUCAUCUCCAAGAUCAUUGCAAGAAUCAGAACCAUUCAUCUUACACGCAAAGGAAAAAGAUCACCAAUUACUCUGCGCCCGCCACAAGUUGUGAGUGGAGCUCCUCUAAUGGCAGCCCUGCUCACACUUGUGACGCCCAAGAAGGGUUUACAUGCUGCAAUCCAUGAACUACACAUGAAGAUGGGAAGUGUGUUCACAGUGAACCUUUUCGGGCUAAAGAAGGUGACAUUUUUGGUUGGGCCAGAGGUCACUCCUCAUUUCUUCAAGGGAUCACCAUCCGAGAUCGACUUCGGGGAUACAGCUAAGAUCUUUGUGCCCGUCCUCGGUCCAGGAGUUCUGUUUGGUGUGGACAUGGCUUCCAGGAAUGAGCAGAUCCGGUUUUGUACCAAGGCGAUACAGCCGGCGAGGUUGCGAAGAGAUGUUCAUUCCAUGGUUUGCGUAGUGGAGGACUACUUUGCGAAAUGGGGACAAAGUGGUACGGUUGAUUUAAAGCAUGAGCUUGGCCACCUAAUCGUGUUGAUCGCAAACAGAUGCUUGCUUGGCAAUGAGAUCAAAGGCAACAACUUGGAAGAAGUGUCGAGACUCCUCCAUGAACUAUUUGAAAACAGCUUGACUGCUAAGCAAUCAAAAGUACAUGACAGCUGCCAUGGAAGAGCAGAAGAAAAUCAUUGAGCAAAAUGGAGAACCCAUAGACUACACCAUCUUGUCAAAGAUGGAUACCUUGCAUUGCUGUAUCAAAGAGGCACUGAGGCUUUAUUCUCCGAGGCCAUUACUACUUCGUCAUGCACACAAGAGAUUC
Molecule: messenger RNA, 874 nt
Organism: Triticum urartu
Lineage: Eukaryota; Viridiplantae; Streptophyta; Magnoliopsida; Poales; Poaceae
Source: RefSeq, a predicted model, not a curated record